AUGCAUUCCUCAACUGUCAUCGUUCUGGCUUGUCUCGUAGCAGUCGUUGCAGCGAGCGUGCACUAUGAAUAUCCAGAACAAAAUGCACAACAAGUACAAGACAUCCACGAGUCACUGUUAGAGACACCAGUGCACGAGAGAAGCGCUAGAACGAAGAGAGGUCUGCUGUUGCUUAAAAAGAAACUCAUCCUUGGGGCUUUAGGUUUGAAAGCAGCGAAGGUGGGCGCAGUGGGCGCAGGAGUAGUCGGAGCGCUCGCACUUAAGAAACAGUCAGUACCCCGAAGAGUUGUAAUUCAAACUGACCCACGUCAUGCGCCUAAAUACGUCGAAAUUGAGAGCUGGUCCGGU
Messenger RNA from Brenthis ino (lesser marbled fritillary), 348 nucleotides. Lineage: Eukaryota; Metazoa; Arthropoda; Insecta; Lepidoptera; Nymphalidae. The record is from the annotation of a GenBank genome assembly.